AAAAAGAAAAAGGACUUGCUCCACCAGAUCGAGUCUGAGUGGCUACUGCCCGCCUGCCCCUCACACUCCUCUCUGCUUACUCUCACUUUCUUUCUUUUGGGUUUUUUCAUUGGGGGUCUGCUCAAUCUACCGAUCUCGGUUACGUUCAAUUUUCGGUGAGCCUUCUCAAGAUUUUACGCGUUACUUUUUUUGUUAAUUAAUCACCUUUCUGUCGUGUGCCGGACUGUGUAAGAGAGAGAAAGGCGGAGAUCGAAUCGGGAGAAGUCUCGAGAGAUGGAGGUCCAACAUUUUAGCCACGAAGAGCAUCCCCUGAUCUUUGUGGAAGAGUUGGAAAAUGAUGGCGAGAAUGAAGUUGUUUGCACUGGGUGCGAUAAAUCGGUAAGCGGUCCCGCCUACAGAUGCUCUCAGUCCUGCACCUUCUUCCUCCACAAGUCAUGCGCAGAGUUACCCCUUGAGAUACAACACCCUGUACAUCCAAACCACAACCUUGUUCUCGUCGCGCCAGAAGAAGAGGACAGGACUUGUGAUGCCUGCCUUAGGCUUUGCAACAGAUGCUUUGCCUACCAGUGCCAUAGUUGCGAUUUUGACCUUGACAUAGAAUGUGCCUCAGCCAGUUGGCCAACUAAACGUGACGACUGUCACCAACAUGAAUUUGUUCCCAUCUUUCAAGAGAUCCAGUUCACUUGUAAACUCUGUGGUGAGGAUUGGAGCGGCGACGCCCAGGUAUGUCUCGUUUGUCGACACUUGGCUCACACUCUAUGUGCUUUGAAGCCACGUAGCAUUAAGCUUCGGGCAAAUCGUCACUUGGUCACUCUCAUCUAUUCCCUUGGUAAAGUGUUCAAAGAGCACGACCAUGAAUUCUGUAGCUGUAAUCUGUGCGGUAGAAAGGUCAACCUCAAGUAUGCGGGUUAUUAUUGUAAAAAAUGUGAUUUCGUAGCCCACUUGAAAUGCGCCCACGACAAUUCGAUUGCACCAAGUGACACCAGCAAAAUUAUGGCAGAUCGCCACUUUCUCACUCUCAUCUAUUCACUUGGUCAAGUGAUCAUGAAGGGGCACGACGACGUAUUAUGUAACCUCUGUUUUACAAAGCUCAACCUCAAGCGUGCGGGUUAUUAUUGUCACCAAUGUGAUUUCGUAGCCCACUUGGAAUGCGCCCGCAAAAAUUCGAUUGAACCAAUUGAUACCACAUACUCAAGUGACUCAAGCAUAGAAUCUGAUGUCAACGAGGAUAUCUACUUAGAAGAGGAUGAAGACCGUGAGGAGGUCAAACGUUUCUAUCACGAACAUAAGUUAAUCCUCAGCCGCAACGAAGUCGAGUUUGAUCAUCGUAAGCUCAUCUGUGAAGGUUGUAUGCAAUCAAUUUCCGCCCCAUUUUAUAGUUGUGAGCAAUGCGACUACUUUCUCCAUAGUACCUGCGCUAGACUACCCUUAAAGAAGCGACACCCAAUUCACCGACAUAAGCUUACCCUCUCUGCAACCUGGGAUUUUACUGGUGGCCUCAGUUCUUGUAAUGCUUGUCGUCGUUUAAGCCAUGGCUUCGCUUAUGUAUGCCACCACCUCAACUGUGACUACAACAUGGACAUCCGAUGUUGUUCAAUUCCGAAAAUCUUUAGACAUGAAGGUCACCGACACCCCCUCUCCUUUGCUAAAAGUUCUGCUGAAAUGUGCAAUGCUUGUGAUAGCUCGGAGAGAAGAUUAGGGACAAAUGGUGCAGUAUUUGUAUGCAAUGAAUGUGUAUUUGCGAUGGAUUUUGAAUGUGCAACACUCCCCCUCAAAGUUAAGUGUGAGUAUGACCCACAUCACCUCUCACUUACUUAUACAAUUGAAAAUGAUUCUGAAGAAUAUUAUUGUCUAAUUUGUGAAGAAGAAAGAAAUACAAAUCAUUGGUUCUAUUACUGUGUAGAAUGCAACUUUGCCGCUCACCCUCGAUGCGCAAUUGGACCGUAUCCCUACAUUAAGUAUGAAACGAAUUUUACUCAAGAAGAUGGUCAUCAACACCCUUUCAAUUUAUCCUGGAGAACUAAGAACUCUCAUCCAUGUGAUGCUUGUGGUAAAACUUUUGAAAAUGAAACUUUGGAGGGUGAAACUUCUGUGGGAGCUAUGGGCCUAAACUGUACACAAUGCAAAUCCAUUAUCCAUUGGGACUAUAAAUGUAUACGGAAAUUAGAAGAAAAACUUCUUAGCACUUAUUAG
Alnus glutinosa is the source of this 2193-nucleotide messenger RNA. RefSeq lists its product as uncharacterized. The transcript has 2 exons. Bases 274 to 2193 code for a protein of 639 amino acids. The record is from RefSeq and is a predicted model, not a curated record. Lineage: Eukaryota; Viridiplantae; Streptophyta; Magnoliopsida; Fagales; Betulaceae.